Molecule: messenger RNA, 2278 nt
Organism: Hipposideros armiger (great roundleaf bat)
Lineage: Eukaryota; Metazoa; Chordata; Mammalia; Chiroptera; Hipposideridae
Gene: DES
Product: desmin
Exons: 9
Coding region: 102-1514 (470 amino acids)
Biological process (GO): skeletal muscle organ development; intermediate filament organization
Cellular component (GO): cytoplasm; sarcolemma; Z disc
Molecular function (GO): structural constituent of cytoskeleton
Source: RefSeq, a predicted model, not a curated record
CGACGGCCGGGGGCCCCGUCUCCCCUCGCCGCAUCCACUCUCCGGCCGGCCGCCCGCCCGCCGCCUCCUCCUCGCCGCCCAGCCUCGCCCGCGCCGCCACCAUGAGCCAGGCCUACUCGUCCAGCCAGCGCAUGUCCUCCUACCGCCGCACCUUCGGCGGGGCCCCGGCCUUCCCGCUCAGCUCCCCUCUGAGCUCGCCGGUGUUCUCGCGCGCGGGCUAUGGCACCAAGGGCUCCUCGAGCUCGAUGACGUCCCGCGUGUACCAGGUGUCGCGCACGUCGGGCGGGGCAGGGGGCCUGGGGUCGCUGCGGGCCAGCCGGCUGGGGACAGCCCGCGGGCCCUCCUCCUACGGUGCGGGCGAGCUGCUGGACUUCUCGCUGGCAGACGCGGUGAACCAGGAAUUCCUGACCACGCGCACCAACGAGAAGGUGGAGCUGCAGGAGCUCAACGACCGCUUCGCCAACUACAUCGAGAAAGUGCGCUUCCUGGAGCAGCAGAACGCGGUGCUCGCCGCGGAGGUGAACCGGCUCAAGGCCCGCGAGCCGACCCGGGUCGCUGAGAUCUACGAGGAGGAGCUGCGCGAACUGCGGCGCCAGGUGGAGGUGCUCACCAACCAGCGCGCCCGCGUCGACGUCGAGCGCGACAACCUGCUGGACGACCUGCAGCGGCUCAAGGCCAAGCUGCAAGAAGAGAUUCAACUGAAAGAAGAAGCAGAGAACAACUUGGCUGCCUUCCGAGCGGAUGUGGAUGCAGCCACUCUAGCUCGCAUUGACCUGGAGCGCAGGAUCGAAUCUCUCAACGAGGAAAUUGCAUUCCUUAAGAAAGUGCAUGAAGAGGAGAUCCGAGAGCUACAGGCCCAGCUUCAGGAACAGCAGGUCCAGGUGGAGAUAGACAUGUCCAAGCCAGACCUCACGGCCGCCCUCAGGGACAUCCGGGCCCAGUACGAGACCAUCGCAGCUAAGAAUAUCUCAGAAGCUGAGGAAUGGUACAAGUCAAAGGUGUCUGACCUGACCCAGGCAGCCAACAAGAACAAUGAUGCACUGCGCCAGGCCAAGCAGGAGAUGAUGGAGUACCGACACCAGAUCCAGUCCUACACCUGCGAGAUUGAUGCCCUCAAGGGCACUAAUGAUUCCCUGAUGAGGCAGAUGCGGGAGCUGGAGGACCGCUUUACUAGUGAGGCCAGCGGUUACCAGGACAACAUUGCUCGCCUAGAGGAGGAGAUCCGGCACCUCAAGGAUGAGAUGGCCCGUCACCUACGGGAGUAUCAAGACCUGCUCAACGUCAAGAUGGCCCUGGACGUAGAAAUUGCCACAUAUCGGAAGCUGCUAGAGGGCGAGGAGAGCCGGAUCAACCUCCCUAUCCAGACCUUCUCUGCCCACAACUUCCGAGAAACAAGCCCUGAGCAAAGGGGUUCCGAGGUCCAUACCAAGAAGACAGUGAUGAUCAAGACCAUUGAGACCCGAGAUGGGGAGGUCGUCAGUGAGGCCACACAGCAGCAACACGAGGUGCUCUAAAGCCAGAGACCCCUUUGCCACCAGAGACCGUCCUUGCCCCUGUCCUCACUGUCUCCUGAAGCCAUCCUCCUUCCAUCCAAGGGCACCACACCCAGACACUGUGCUCCCCUCACAGCCUCUGACCCCUGCUCACCAACUACCCCUUAUGGUCCCCACAGGGGACAUGGUCCAUCCCUGCCCAGCACAGGGAGCCCCCAGCAGUGUGAGUCCUGGAUGUUGGAAUUGAGUGAGCCUGGCUCUUGGCUGCCCCUGAGGUGUGCUGGGUAGACCUAGAUGGAGCCAAGGCAGAGUCGUGACCCUGCCCCUCCCACCUCCGUAACCUCAGGCUCAAGCCUCUGGUUUUGGAGAGGGCCCGCGCCCCCUACCCCAGUAGGAUGUUGGGACCCACAUGGUCAGGAUUGAGCCCUGUGGACCCCAGCCUGGGUCAGAGAGAGAAAGGGCUUCGUCCUCUGUAAGCUGGCGAGGUAACUGGGGGACUAGCCCCUGUGGAGACUGCUGGGGGGCACUAAGCUGACCCCAUGGUCCCCUAUAUUCCCAGGGUGGGCUUAGCAAGCAGGGGCUACAAGAGCGAACCCCCGAAGGUGCCAGAUGUGGGAGCAGGAUAUUCAGAAGGAGAGAGGGUAGGUGAGAUGCUGAGAGGAAAGGAGAGGAGAGAGGCAGAGAGCGGUCUCAGGCAGGUGGCAGGGAUGCCCACCUCCCCGUGCCUGCCCCUCCCCCACUGCAGGGGCUCUGGACAGAAACAAUAAAAGAUAAGCACAAGUCUA